GAGCAGCGACGCCGCCCGCAUCGGCCGCGAGACCGGCGCCGCUCGCGACAUUUACGAAAAUCGAUGCACGAUCCGUAACCGGCAUUUAACAUUAAUUAACUACCAUUAUCUAGUUCAAUUCAGAAUCAUUUGCAGCUUUAAAGGCAAAAAAUGUGAUUAUAGCAACUCGUUUUAAACAUAAAAUGAGAUUUAUUCACGUAUGAUUGUAUGCGGACCUUGAGCACGUCGGGUGAGACCUUCACGCCGGUAACCGCGCGGAAGUUGACGGGUACAUUUUUUUGUCAAAUUCGAGCUUGUUGAAUUUUAGUGCGCAUUAGUCACUAGCUAAGCAUCAGCGCCGAAGCUCGUGGCGCAUUGUUGACGAGUUGCACUGCGAUAGCGUCCCGCCGGGUGCAAUAACAGUCGCUAUCACAAUGUCACUACGACGUCUGCUUUGUCCCCGGUCGCGGCACUGACGCUUUUAUCCGUAUCUCCGGCGUCGAACGCUCACUUACAUUUGCACUUAUUAUUUAGAAGCCUAAGCGCUGCUACCAUAAUUCACGGUUUGAUCUUACGGAGCGUAAAUUGAUCGUGACCAUCGCAGUGCGCGCUAAGUUGUCCGUCACUUGUGUAUCUGUGCAGUUUCAUUGUGAACGUUGCUGAAGUGCAGUGGGUUGAUAGUGAUGUGAGGAUGCUUGUGCGUGGCCAUGUCAGUGGCGAAGAAAGACAAGCCGACUAUGUCGGUGACGGCACUUAUCAACUGGGCACGACCCUUGCCUCCGGGCCAGCAACAGCAGCCGAUGACGCCUACGUCGCCUGGCAGCAUGCUCCAGCCGAUGGCUACACCGUCUAACAUACCGACUGUUGACUGUUCACUGGAUAUCCAAUGGCUGAACUUAGAGAGCGGUUUUAUGUCGCCGAUGUCACCGCCGGAGAUGAAGCCAGACACGGCGAUGCUAGACGGCUUGCGAGACGACUCCACCCCGCCCCCUGCAUUCAAGAACUACCCCCCUAAUCAUCCCUUAAGUGGUUCCAAGCACCUCUGCUCUAUAUGUGGAGACAGAGCGUCGGGAAAACAUUAUGGAGUAUACAGUUGUGAGGGUUGCAAAGGGUUUUUCAAGAGGACGGUAAGAAAAGAUCUGACGUACGCGUGUCGUGAAGAGCGUAACUGUAUUAUAGACAAGCGGCAAAGGAAUAGGUGCCAGUACUGCAGGUAUCAGAAAUGUCUCGCGUGCGGGAUGAAGAGGGAGGCAGUCCAAGAGGAGCGACAAAGGGCAGCCAGAGGUACGGAGGAUGCACAUCCAAGCAGCUCAGUGCAGGUACAGGAGUUGUCAAUCGAGCGGUUGCUAGAGAUGGAGUCGCUGGUGGCUGACCCCACUGAAGAGUACCAGUUCCUCCGCGUGGGACCUGACAGUAAUGUGCCACCUAAGUUCCGCGCCCCUGUCUCAAGCCUUUGUCAGAUAGGCAACAAACAGAUAGCCGCGUUGGUGGUGUGGGCGCGCGACAUCCCGCACUUCAGUUCCCUCGAGCUGGAAGACCAGAUGCUGCUCAUCAAGGGAUCCUGGAACGAACUACUACUCUUCGCUAUCGCAUGGCGGUCUAUGGAGUAUUUGACGGAGGAACGUGAAGUUGUAGAUAGCUCCGGCAACAGGACUACAUCGCCACCACAACUCAUGUGCCUCAUGCCUGGUAUGACCCUACACCGCAACUCGGCUCUCCAAGCAGGCGUCGGCCAGAUAUUCGACCGCGUCCUAUCGGAACUGUCCCUGAAGAUGCGCGCUCUACGCGUCGACCAGGCCGAGUAUGUCGCGCUCAAAGCCAUCAUACUGCUUAAUCCUGAUGUGAAAGGACUGAAAAACAGACCAGAAGUUGAAAUUCUACGAGAAAAGAUGUUCUCGUGCCUGGACGAGUACGUGCGGCGGUCGCGCGGCGGCGAGGAGGGACGGUUCGCGGCGCUGCUGCUGCGGCUGCCGGCGCUGCGCUCCAUCUCGCUGAAGAGCUUCGAGCACCUGUUCUUCUUCCACCUGGUGGCCGACACGUCCAUCGCGUCCUACAUCCGCGAGGCGCUGCGCAGCCACGCCCCGCCCAUCGACGCCAACCUCAUGUAACCACACAGCUCCUACGAGGCAGCUACGUUAUACUUCUCUUAUCUAUUCUAUCAUUAUAGGAGCGACCGGUCGAAGGUCCGAGGUGAAAGCACUGGUUUCGGCCAUCUAAUUAGGGUUCUUUUAUGGAAAGUUAGCUUUAGCAGACGUCGAGCGGGCGUGUCGAAGUGGUUAAGAACGUUUCGAGGUCUUAGAUUAAUAAUCUUGAUACCUCAGUGUAUGUGCGUGUGACCGCUACACGACCUCUACGAUGUACGAGUUUAUAAACGGUUCUGAACAAAAUUGUUGCUAUAAUUAUAGGAAAUUCUUUAAUAUAUAAACUUAAGUGAAAUCUCAUAAAUCGUUAAAGAUAACCAAAAGGCCUUUGUUUUAUUUAGAGAGCACUGAAGGCUGUGUUUGACAACAUUCUGGCUAUGUGAAGUACGCGGGCGAUGUACUGUGUAGUGUUGUUGGUUAUAUCAGUUACUGUGAGUACCUGGAUGUCGAUAGCUUCUAUUCAACCGGCCCUUCGUCCACACAUCGUAUUGGAGAGAGCUACUGAGCUACGCGAGCAGUAGAGUAAGUACAAUAUCGACGCGUCGUGUAUCGGUCCGAGUAUCGAGUACGUAUCGAGAAUCACGUUAGCGGUUAGAUAGUGUAAAUGGGGCCGCCUCUUUUAUUACGUAGAUUAUGAUUAACGUAAAUAUUAGUCAUUCAUUUAUUAGGGAAUUUUAAUCGUCAGGUAGGUGUCCAUAGCGAAUUAAUAUAAUGUUAGACUAAUUAAUGUGUAAUUUUAACAUUUACCAAAUCUCUCUUCAAAGCACAUACAUUUAUUAUUAUGUAUUUUUAAUGGAUUGAUAAGUGUCCUAUGAGCCACAGAUAAAAUCAUGUUGAUUCGUAAAAACUAAAAGAUAAAUUAUACGAAAUUUUAUGCUUCAUAUAUUUCCCAUAUUAUAUAUGUACAUGUUGGUGCUUUAACAUGCAUUAUUUACAUAUUGUGCAUAUUAAAUAUGCAUAGUAAACAUUAAAAUUAAUGUUACUUGAUAAAUUCUUAUUUUCAUUACGUCUAGCAUAGAAUGUUAUAAAACUGUAAAUAUAUCUUGCAUGUACAAUGUAAUUUUAUUGUUUAGACGAGUAAUUUAUAUUGCAUAUUAAUAUAUAGCUCACCAGCAGUGUAGGUGGUGGGAAUAAACGGAUAGAAUGGCCUACAAAAUGUAAACAGAACAUGUAUUUCUUGAACAGGCCACUUUAUUUUUGUACGCGAGGAUGUCUGUAACAUGCAUUUGAGAAUUCACUAACAAAAUUAACCAGUAUUAUGUGUUUAACAUUCACACACGGAAAUCAAGUGGACGCGGCAUUUGAGCGAUAUAUGGACGAGCAUGGCUAAAGAAAAAUGUUAAAUUAUAAUGUUUCAUUAUACAUAUAUUGUUGAAAUUUAGAAAGCUAUGUAAUGUUGACUUGCAGCUCAAUGAUCUUAAACUGGUAUAUUUGGUACACGGUAGGAACUGUUUAAGAUUUUCACAUACUGUAGUUUGUUGAUCGUUGACAACCAGUAUUCCUGUUAUGAAGAUAAAUGUUGAACAAUGAUAUUACUAUAUGGAUUGGUUUGAAUUAUAUGACGGAGAUGUUGCAGUGGUUGUGAGAUGAUUUAUAAUGAUGUUCACUAAUUAUCUGACUAAAUUUAAGUUAUAUUUUUUGUAUAGACAUACAUAGCUUUAAGAUUCAUAAAUGGUGAUUAAAAUUAUUAUCACAA
Spodoptera frugiperda (fall armyworm) is the source of this 3816-nucleotide messenger RNA. It is a transcript of the gene USP, whose product is annotated as protein ultraspiracle homolog. Lineage: Eukaryota; Metazoa; Arthropoda; Insecta; Lepidoptera; Noctuidae. Gene Ontology annotation, molecular function: nuclear steroid receptor activity; RNA polymerase II cis-regulatory region sequence-specific DNA binding; nuclear receptor activity. The coding region runs from base 687 to 2087 and encodes 466 amino acids. The record is from RefSeq and is a predicted model, not a curated record. Gene Ontology annotation, biological process: cellular response to ecdysone; anatomical structure development; cell differentiation. Gene Ontology annotation, cellular component: activator ecdysone receptor complex; nucleus. The transcript is spliced from 10 exons.